Messenger RNA from Aspergillus homomorphus CBS 101889, 1385 nucleotides. RefSeq names its product putative Rad51 family DNA repair protein. Bases 72 to 1385 code for a protein of 437 amino acids. The transcript has 2 exons. Gene Ontology annotation, molecular function: four-way junction DNA binding. The record is from RefSeq and is a predicted model, not a curated record. Gene Ontology annotation, cellular component: centrosome; replication fork; Rad51B-Rad51C-Rad51D-XRCC2 complex. NCBI's taxonomy places the organism in Eukaryota, Fungi, Ascomycota, Eurotiomycetes, Eurotiales, Aspergillaceae. Gene Ontology annotation, biological process: double-strand break repair via homologous recombination; DNA strand invasion.
UAUCCGCGGAGCUUGAGUAUCAGCGAAGGGUUCAGUUCUGAUUGAUUGAUUGAUGAGUUGUUCAGUGAGACAUGGCGGCUAGCUUUGGGGAGAGGUUACUGGCAGAAGUGCAUGAGGAGAGACUGGAUGAGCUUUUACAUGACUUACGUGACCUAUGUCAAGAGAGUAUCGGGCGAGACGCCCUGAAAACUCGUUUCGGGGUCAGCGCGCUCGAUAGCCUCCUGGAUAUCUUCACCGCACCUGCUCCGUCAGGACAGCAUGUACAUGUACCAGAGCCUGUGCGGGAGACUCAGAUUGCCGAGCACGAGCCUGAUGAUGAGCUUCCACGAGAAGCAGCUGAAGACACUGCUGACAUCCAUCUCGCCAAUGUCACGGUGUCUGCCCCCACUAGCCGUGCAGAGCCGGUCUUGGAGAUAUCCAGCACAUCCUCUGCAGCUGGAAAGUCACAUCUACUGUACUACCUAACUGCUAUUGCGAUUCUGCCAUCUGAGUUCAACAGUAUCCAGCUUAGAGGGCGCGAUUCGGCCGCGGUGUAUAUCGACACCGAUGGACGCUUCGACGCCGAACGCCUUCGUACUGUCCUGCGAGGCUUGGUCGAGGCCAAAUGCAAGGCACAGGGUAAAGUCCCGCUCGACGAGGACGCAGAGAACAUGAUAGCCUCCUGUCUGCAGCAUGUCCAUGUUCUCCGUCCGCAGUCUUCAUCGGCCCUCCUCGCCACACUCCAGACGCUGGACACGUACCUCCUAGAUCUCCCCCGCCAUGUAUCCGGUUCUCGAGCGCUCCAACUCAUCAUCCUAGACAGCGCCAAUGCCUUCUACUGGCAGGACAAGCUGCAGGAUGAAGUGACCCGGGUCGGAGACAUAGGACGUCCAGCUGCGGAGAUCGAGAACAAUCGGCGGCAGAAACAAGGCUUCUACCUCUUCGACAUGUAUACGGACCUGGUCAGGGAACUCAAGCGGCUGCAGCGAGUCUUCAGCUGCGCGGUAGUCUUCACCACGACUGCUGCGCCAUCUACAAAACACGACCAUCGCCCCCCUGGCUACCAACCCUCGGGACCGUAUGACCUGUAUAACCCCGCUGAUGCGCCUGCGUUCCGGAUGCCGGCAUUUCGACCCGCUCUUCCAGCGCCGUGGGGAACGUUUCCCACUUUACGAAUUGUUGUUCAGCGGGAUACGGUUCGACAGUUUGCUGUUGCGAUCGACCUGCAGCAGGCUGAACGGCAGGCGGCCAAGCGGCAGGAAUUGGUUAUGCGGGGGAAGUUCUCCGGUUGGGUAAAUAUGUGGGGAUGUGAGGAGUGGCCGCGGAGAUGGAUCGAGGGGAUUGAAGCACUGGAUGGAGGCAUGUUGUUCUUUCGGGUUGGCAGGGAUGGAGUUCAAUUCGAUUGA